Molecule: messenger RNA, 4298 nt
Organism: Venturia canescens
Lineage: Eukaryota; Metazoa; Arthropoda; Insecta; Hymenoptera; Ichneumonidae
Product: guanylate cyclase 32E
Exons: 21
Coding region: 1-3825 (1274 amino acids)
Biological process (GO): intracellular signal transduction; receptor guanylyl cyclase signaling pathway; cGMP biosynthetic process
Cellular component (GO): plasma membrane
Molecular function (GO): protein kinase activity; peptide receptor activity; adenylate cyclase activity
Source: RefSeq, a predicted model, not a curated record
AUGCCAGUGGCCAGCCUGGAGAAGGCGUGUCUCUUGCUGACCGCCGUUCACGUCCUGCUGAACAAGGCUGCGAACGCGGAGACCUUCACACUCGGUUACAUAACAGGCUCGAAGAGGCGUCCCGGUGAUUUGGAGUACCAGCGGCCCGGCUUCCGGAUUUCGGGUGCACUCACCCUCGCCGUCGAGGAGGUGAACAAGGGCGAGCUGGGGAAGCUCGGCCACGAGCUCGAUUUCCUCGUCGCCGAGACCUACGGAGAGGAAGAAACGAGCAUCCUGGUGACCGCGGAGCUGUGGACGAAAAACGUCAGCGCCUACAUCGGGCCCCAGGAGACUUGCAUUCACGAGGGAAGAAUGGCCGCCGCUUUCAAUAUUCCGAUGAUCUCUUACUUUUGCACCCAUCACGAAACCUCGAGGAAGGACGAAUUCCCGACGUUCAUAAGGACGAGGCCGCCCGACACCCAAAUAUCCAAGUCCGUCGUCUCCGUUCUCAAGACCUUCAACUGGACCAAGGUGACGUUCAUGUACAUGAACUCGAGUCGUUUCGAGUUCAACAAUAAAAUAUCGAGCAUCGCGUCAACGAUCUUGACCUCGCUGAGGUCGGCUGGCAUAAUCGUGAAUUAUUUGCGUUGCUGGAACGAGCCGUACCACGUGACGCACAUGAACAAUCCUUUCCACGACCUGAUCAGCUCGAGUUAUCGGGAGUCCCGCAUUUACGUCAUCCUGGGCAAUUACUACGAGCACAUGGGCCUUCUCGUUGCACUCGAAAAGAGAAAACUCUUCGACAAAGGUCAAUACUGGGUCGUCGGCGUCGACAUCGAGCAGUACGACGAGAAGCAGCCUGACAAGUAUCUCCGUGGCCUGUGGCAGAAGGAAACCGAUUUUUCUGUCCUCAAAGCCUACAGAAGUUACUUCAGCAUCGUCGCUUCGGCGCCGAUGGGUUUUGACAAUUUUACGAGGCUCAUUAACCAGUAUCGCCAGAUGCCACCGUUCAAUUACCGAAAUCCACUGGCUAACGUCGGAGGCGUCGUUCAGAUCGUCCCUGAGACAGCGUACCUUUACGACGCGGUUCAUCUUUACGAACGGGCGCUUCUUCUUGUCCUCAAGGAAAACAGGGACCCUCGAAACGGCACGGAGAUCGCUCGGGCCUUGCACGGCCUUCAUUACAAGAGUGCGAUGGGGUACUUGGUUUACAUGGACGAAAACGGCGAUGCCGAGGGCAAUUACACGCUCGUGGCGUUGGACGACAGUUUGGACAAAAUUCCGGGGCUCUAUCCGAUCGGGCAGUUCGUGGGGAAAGAGGAAAACACUAAUUUGCCGAAACUUCGACUGACCAGGAAAAUCUCUUGGAUCGGGGACGGCCCGCCUGUCGCCGAGCCUUACUGCGGCUACCACGGAGAAAAGUGCAACUCUUACACGGGCGAAAUUAUCGGUGGCGUCGUCGGAGGAAUCUUCCUCGUGCUCGCAGCCAUUUUUCUCGUCGCUUAUCGCAACUGGCGCUACGAACAGGAGCUUGAUUCUCUGCUCUGGAAAGUCAAUUACAAGGAUAUUCAAAUCAGGGGCUCGAAGAAUGAGGCGAGCAGUGGAAUUCACGAGAAUAGUCAGGCGAAAAACAACUUUAAGCCAAUCAGAACUAGUCAAGCGUCCCUGAGUUCCAACCCCGAUGCGGACUUCCGGUAUUCCAUGAUUUACACCGAAAUCGGCUUUUACAAGGGACGCACAUUCGCAGUGAAAAAAGUUCGGAAAAAGUCGAUCGAAAUGACACGAGAAAUGAAGAAGGAACUCAAAAUGAUGAGAGAUCUGAGACACGACAAUCUCAACGCGUUCAUCGGAGCCUGCACCGACCCACCGAACAUUUGCAUCGUCGUAGAGUACUGUGCAAGGGGCAGUCUCAAGGACAUUUUGGAGAACGAGGACAUGAAAUUGGACAACAUGUUCAUGGCUUCUCUCGUCGGAGACAUCGUUCGAGGGAUGAUCUACUUGCACGAGUCCGUCAUCAAAUAUCACGGGUCCUUGAGGUCGUCAAACUGUCUCGUGGACUCGCGAUGGGUCGUCAAACUCGCGGAUUUCGGUUUGAGGGAAUUCAAACGAGACGCCGAGUGCGAGCCCGACAAAGUCAUGAAAAAGUGUCAAGCUCUCCUGUACAAAGCACCGGAGUUCCUGAGGUCGACGAAACUCGGAGAGCCCUCGGUCCGGGACUACCAGAAAGGCGACACGUACUCGUUCUCCAUCGUCCUUUACGAGUUGUACGGUCGACACGGACCUUUCGGCUUCACCGAAUUGAGCGUCUCGGAGGUGUUGAAGAAAAUCAUCACCCGCGUUCCCGGCGAGCCUCCCUUCAGACCGCCGCUGGAGCAGCUGGAAAACUGUUUCGACUUCGUAAGAGAUUGCUUGUUGGAUUGUUGGUCCGAAGACUCGGAGUCUCGUCCGGAUUUUCGGGUGAUCAGAAACCGCUUGCGUCCCCUGAGGAGAGGAAUGAAACCCAACAUUUUUGACAACAUGAUCGCGAUGAUGGAAAAGUACGCCAACAAUCUCGAGGCACUCGUCGACGAGCGGACGGAUCAGCUGACAGAGGAGAAGAAAAAAACAGACGCACUUUUGUACGAGAUGCUGCCGCGAUGCGUGGCCGAGCAGUUGAAACGCGGUCACAAAGUCGAGGCCGAGGGUUUCGAUUGCGUGACCAUUUAUUUCAGUGAUAUUGUUGGAUUUACAGCAAUGUCUGCCGAGAGCUCGCCGCUCCAGGUGGUGGAUUUUCUCAAUGAUCUCUACACGUGCUUUGACUCGACGAUCGAAAAUUACGAUGUGUACAAAGUUGAGACGAUCGGCGACGCCUACAUGGUUGUCAGCGGAUUACCAAUAAGAAACGGAAUAAAUCACGCGGCAGAAAUCGCCAGCAUGUCGUUGCGUCUGCUCGACGCUAUCAAACAGUUCCGAAUUCGUCACAGGCCGAUGGACAAAUUGCAGCUCAGAAUAGGCCUGCAUUCGGGUCCGGUUUGCGCGGGUGUCGUUGGACUGAAAAUGCCUCGGUAUUGCCUUUUCGGUGAUACCGUUAACACAGCUAGCAGGAUGGAAUCGACGGGAUCGCCUCUGAAGAUUCAUUGCAGCCAAGAGACGAAGCGCCUGUUGGACGAGUUGGGUGGUUUCCAUUUGGUGGAGCGUGGAAUAGUGCCGAUGAAGGGCAAAGGUGACAGAUUGACGUAUUGGCUGAUCGGAGAGAACGUGGAAUCGAGAAAAGCCCGCUGGGAGGAGCGCAAGGCGAAGGAGAAUGGUGGGGCGGGUGAAAAAACCCACGCGGAUUUGUUGGUGCCGCGUAGUUCGUUAAAAAACAAACAUUUGACGCGAACGAGAUUUUUACGGUGCUCGAGCGACUCGCCGAAGCGUUUGCGGUUCGCGAGUUCCGACCGACUGGAUCAUAAGGACGUUAUGAAGAGCGAGCAUCUCGAAUCGAUCGAGGACAACAGUCCGUCGAAAUUGAAAGCGGUUCUAUCGCCGAGUCUCAAGUACAUCGAGAGCGCAAGAUUAUCGAGUAACUCUUGUCCGUGCGUCGAAAAAAUAUGUCAGUCGGAAUUACGAGCCGAGAACGAAUCGGAGAUGAAGAAUUUCCUUUCGAAAGACUUUUUUUCUUUGAAUCUCGUGAAAAAUUCAGCCUUCGAUUUCGAGCCACCGAACGAAACUGUCGUCAGCAAAACUCUUUGCAGAUCCGCCCCUAACAGCCCGAGCGAAAGCACCGUUUUUCUAGAUUUAAAACAACGAGCGACACAAUCGACCGAAGAAAUUGACGGCUGGGACAUCACGCCCCUCAUCGGAGCGCCUCAUCCUCUCGAUUGAUGUCGUUCAAUUUCUAAACAAAACGGUGCAGAAAAAUAUUUCGUUGCAUGUCGCUCGACGACGAAUCUUUCGACGUCAUUCCCGAACGACCGUUCCAAGGCUUAGUUCAAUUCGUAUCGAUAUUUCAAUUUUGUGAAAAAAAAUGUAUUAACGAUUCUAACCAAACUACAACGAGGCUUAGCGCAACAAAGAGGCGAAAAGUCUAGGAGCACCAAAAAGUAUAAACUUAACACUUUCCUCUAACAGCGAUGAGCAGAUUCAAUGAUUUUCUCUUUCUUCCGUUCGUAUUGAAGAAAAAUCUUCACUGAUUCGUCCAUUCCAGUUGUCGGUGUUAUUGAAUCGACACACAAUUCCGUGUUUUCAUUACAGCGGUGCAGCGACUUGAAUUAUUAUGUACUUCAUAUUUAAUUGUAAGAAUUUCGCUUAAAUUAUUUAUUCGACGCGUGCGAAAAAUAAAUAUUUUCGGAUACUGU